AUGACGGAUGAAAAGAAGUUAUCGACGAUCCAGGAACCCCCGUUAGACUCGAUUAGCGAGAGCACCAGUGUGCUGAGUGACUACCAUGCUGAAGAAGUCCUGCCCUACGAAGCGGAUGAUUCGCCUUUCCCAGAGGUCCGCGCGGUCGUGCGGCCAGUCGACGACCAUAAUUUGCCGAUUAACACGGUGCGCAUGUGGGUGAUUGGUGUUGUCUUUACCAUAGUAGGCAGCGGCCUAAAUCAAUUCUUUAGCUUGCGACAGCCGAGCGUAACCAUCAGUGCAUUAGUCGCUCAGCUGCUGGCCUAUCCGAUCGGAUGCGCUUGGGCACAGUGGGUGCCGCUAGGUUGGCUGAACCCGGACCGCCAUUUUAACAUCAAGGAGCAUGCCCUGAUCACGAUCAUGGCCAAUGUCUCUUUCGGGUCAGCGGCAGCGACCCAGAUGAUCGAGGCCAUGGUGAAAUUCUACGAGAUGCCUUCGCAGGGCGGCUUCGAAAUCUUGCUGGUCGUUACGAGUCAACUGUUCGGAUUUGGCCUGGCCGGCAUGGCUUCGCGCUGGCUAGUGGGCCCGGCUGCCAUGAUCUGGCCGCAGGUGCUGUCGAACGCAGCCCUACUUUCGACCCUGCAUUCGCGCAAAAAUCUCGUGGCCGACGGGUGGACCAUCAGCCGACUCCGCUUCUUCCUGAUCGUAUUUGUUUUGGGAGCCAUCUGGUACUUUGUGCCAGGCUACCUCUUCUCUGCGCUCAGUACCUUCAGCUUCAUCUGUUGGAUCGUGCCCAACAAUGUCGUGGUGAAUCAGCUCUUUGGCCAGGUGACAGGUCUGGGAAUGUCCCUGUUGACCUUUGACUGGGCCCAGGUCGUUUUCGCGAACCAAAGUCCCCUGUUGGUACCCUUCUGGGCGGGCCUCAAUGUGAUGGGCUCGUUCGUCUUGUUCUACUGGGUGAUCUGUCCGAUCGUUUACUAUACCAACACCUGGUACUCGGCUUAUCUGCCGAUCCUGAACUCGAACACAUUCGACAACACUGGCAAGGCUUACAACACUUCUCGUGUGAUGAAUUCAGAUGGGUCCUUCAAUGUAGACGCGUAUCGCGAUUACUCCCCCAUGUUCCUGCCUGCGGGGUAUGCCUUGACUUAUGGCAUCGCAUUUGCUAACCUCACUGGUAUCUUCUUCCAUGUCGCCUUAUAUCAUGGUAAGGACUUGGUCGAACAGUGGAAAGGACGUGAUCAGAAGGAUGUUCAUUCUCGGAUUAUGGGGACUUAUAAGAGCGUCCCUUGGUGGUGGUUUGCUGCCGUCACCGUCCUGAUGUUUGUGCUGAGUAUAGUGACAAACGAGGUAUGGCGAACGGAUCUGCCGGCAUGGGCGGUGCUGGUGGCAUUCCUUCUCCCCAUCAUCUAUUUUAUCCCUGUCGGGAUCAUCAAGGCCGUCACCAACAUCUCCAGCAAUCAGCUCAAUCUGAUUACUGAAUUCAUUGGGGGAUAUGCUUUCCUCGGUCGCCCGGUCGCAAAUAUGGCUUUCAAGUUUUACGGCUAUGUCGCCGUAUCGCAGGGCCUGGAAUUUGUGGCGGAUAUGAAAUUGGCACAUUAUCUCCACAUUGCCCCCCGAACGUUGUUCAUUGCGCAGGGGAUGGCCACGCUCAUUGGUGCUGUGGUACAGUGUGGUGUGACGGUGUUUAUGCUCACCCGGAUUCAUGGCGUCUGUACACCACAAGCUGCAGGGGGAUUCAGUUGUCCGCAUGGAGCGGUUACUUACUCCUCCUCCCUGAUCUGGGGAGCCCUUGGUCCUGAACGGAACUUUUCCCCGGGCCAUCUUUAUGGCAGCCUGCUCUGGUUCUUCCUCGUAGGCCCAGUGGUUGUCGUUCUCACGUGGCUGUUGGGCAGGCGGUGGAAGAAGAUAAAUUACCUUUCUUGGCCGGUGGCCUUUGGCGCCAUGAGUCUGGUUCCUCCGGCGACAGGCAUCAACUUCUCGUCUUGGUGGGUAGUCAAUGUCAUUUUCAACGGCAUCCUGAAGCAACGCAAGCCGGCUUGGUGGUCGAAGUAUAAUUAUGUGCUCUCUGCUGCCCUCGAUGCCGGGGUUGCGGUGGCGACAGUUAUCAUCUUCUUCUGCAUCACCCUGCCUGCAGGGAGUCUGAGCUGGUGGGGGAAUACAGUUUUUCGUCAGACCACGGAUGCGCAUGGAACUCCAUAUCGCACUUUGCCAGCAGAGGGGUACUUUGGACCUGCCAAAGGCACUUGGGAAUGA
Molecule: messenger RNA, 2235 nt
Organism: Aspergillus saccharolyticus JOP 1030-1
Lineage: Eukaryota; Fungi; Ascomycota; Eurotiomycetes; Eurotiales; Aspergillaceae
Gene: optF
Product: small oligopeptide transporter, OPT family
Exons: 6
Coding region: 1-2235 (744 amino acids)
Biological process (GO): transmembrane transport
Molecular function (GO): oligopeptide transmembrane transporter activity
Source: RefSeq, a predicted model, not a curated record